Castor canadensis (American beaver) is the source of this 1367-nucleotide messenger RNA. The record is from RefSeq and is a predicted model, not a curated record. NCBI's taxonomy places the organism in Eukaryota, Metazoa, Chordata, Mammalia, Rodentia, Castoridae.
GAGCGAAGACAGCCACAUUCAGAAGACACAGAACUGAGAUCCUCCAAAACAAAGGUGAAUUUCAAUUUUCUUAUGAAUGUGCUCGUGUAUAAAAAGGUGGAAUAGUAGAUGGGAACCGCUGAUCUAGAAACAACGCCAGGGUGAUGCAGGGCUUCAAUGGGUCUGAGCGGUGCCCCAGAGACACGCGGAUAACGCAGCUGGUGUUCCCCGUGCUCUACACCGCAGUCUUCCUGACUGGCUUCCUGCUGAAUGCUGUGGCCCUAUGGGCAUUCCUUCAUGUUCCCAGCUCCUCCACCUUCAUCAUCUACCUCAAAAACACUCUGGUGGCCGACUUGAUAAUGACACUCAUGCUUCCCUUCAAAAUCCUCUCCGAUUCACACCUCGGACCCUGGCAACUCAGAGCCUUUGUGUGUCGCUUCUCUUCUGUGGUCUUUUAUGAGACCAUGUACGUAGGCAUGGUGCUGCUGGGCCUCAUAGCCUUUGACAGAUUCCUCAAGAUCAUCAGACCUUUUGGGAAAAGCUUUGUGAAAAAACCUGCUUUUGCAAAAAUGGUUUCCAUCCUCGUCUGGCUCGUCUUGUUCCUCAUCUCCCUGCCAAACAUGAUCUUGAACAACAGGGAAGCAACGCCGGUGUCCGUGAGAAAGUGUGCGUCCUUAAAGGGCCCUCUGGGGCUGAAAUGGCACCGAGUGGUAAAUUACAUAAGCCAGUUCAUUUUCUGGACUGUUUUUGUCCUAAUGCUCCUUUUUUAUGUGGUGAUUGCAAGGAAAGUAUACAGCUCUUAUAAAAAGUUCAGGAGUAAGGACCACAAAAGCCACAAAAGGUUGGAGGGGAAAGUGUUUGUUGUCGUGGCCGUCUUCUUCGUGUGUUUUGCCCCAUUUCAUUUUGCCCGGGUUCCAUACACUCACAGUCAGACCCACAAUAAGACCAACUGUAAGCUGGAAAACCAGCUGUUCAUCACUAAAGAAACAACUCUCUUCUUAGCAGCAACUAACAUCUGCUUAGAUCCCUUAAUCUACAUCUUCUUAUGCAAAAAAUUCACAGAAAGGCUACCAUGCAUGAGAGGGAGAAGGACCCCAGCAUCAAGCCAAGAGCAUCAGAGUAGUCAAACAGACAACUUCACCCUAGGCUGAAACUAGACACAUGGCUAGCUUCUACUUAGUGAUAAAAUGUAUGUGGAAAUCAAAUUUAAGCAGUAAAAGAAAAAAGAGAGGAACAAGUGCUUUCUUACAUUUUAUAAUCUUAGUGCACAGAAAAGAUUUUUUUUUCAAUUUUAAAACCAAGUUUCACAGAAAAGAUUAUAUAAAUCCAACCACACAGAUUUAUGUAUAAGCAGAAUAAACUAACAUUUACAAGAAUACAACAGAAAG